ACAAAGGAUGGAAAGAUGAAAGGGCAGGUCUCUUCGUAAAGACCCCACGAUCACGCAUCCAUAUGAAAUGCAUGACACGUAUACAAAACGUCAUCGUUUUUGCGCAGCACCCAAAGCAACCGACCUACAAAUUUCCACUUCCCCUUUCACCUUCUUCUUCUCCUAUUUCACUCUUUCCAGUUUCCACCACACUUCCUCCAUUAAAACUCCCCUCUCUUUCUCUCAUCUUAAACACCCAAAGAGCAAGAGAGAGAAGAAAUCCACAAUGACCACAUCCUUCUCUACCGCGGCUCCUUUUCUUCUCGUCCUCCUUCUCUCCAUCUCAUCCACCGUCGUCUACGGCGCAUCUCACCACCACGCGGCGGCGCCGGCACCGUCUGUUGACUGCUCGACUCUCAUACUCAACAUGGCGGAUUGUUUGUCCUUUGUUUCAAGCGGAGGCACGGAGGCGAAGCCAUCACGUUUGUGUUGCGAUGGGCUUAAGACGGUGCUUAAGACUGACGCAGAGUGUAUCUGUGAGGCGUUUAAAAGCAGCGCUUCUCUCGGCGUUACUUUGAACCUCACUAAGGCUUCUACGCUCCCAGCCGCAUGCAAGCUUCAUGCCCCGUCUAUCGCUAAUUGUGGAGCGUCUGUUGCGCCUACUACUGCUCCAGGUCUUGCUCCAGGAGUAGCUGCUCCGGGACCCGACGCAGGCGGGAGCCUAGCUCCAAAUCAGUCUCCAGGGAACGAUGGAUCUUCCUUGAUCCCGAUCUCCUUCACAACCGUGUUCAGCGCCAUAUUCUUCACGUUGUUCUUGUCUCGUGUUUAAAAGACUGAACCUUUUCACCAGUUAGAGCUUGCUGUCUGGAAUUGGUUUAGGAUUUUUAAGAGUUAGCUUUGUGUGUCUUGGAGAUUUUGGUUUCUUUAUUAGUUUUACUCUUUUUAAUAUAUGUUAUUACUCUGUCGCACAUUGGUCCUUUUAUUUAAGGUUAUUCUCUGAUUCCUCUUAUUGUUUUCUACUAGUAUUUAAUAAAAUUUCUCCACGUCGUAAAUAAGAACAAAUAUUGAUCAUUAA
Messenger RNA from Thlaspi arvense, 1054 nucleotides. Lineage: Eukaryota; Viridiplantae; Streptophyta; Magnoliopsida; Brassicales; Brassicaceae. The record is from the annotation of a GenBank genome assembly.